ACUAAUGCCAGUGAAUGGUUCACUACAGCAAGUGUGCCUGGUACAUUUGCUGCCAAUAUCUAUGAUCCUUGUUCACAGGCAGCUUUUCAAACUGAAAAAGACUCUAGUGCUGUUGAACAUGCAGUUACAGCAAGUGCAGUAGAUGCUUAUGCUAGCCCUGGGAAAGAUCUUUUUGACCCAUGUGAGGUGUUACCUCAAGUUUUUAUGGAUGUUUCUCAUGAUCCUUGUACUUCUGAACAGGUGCAAGAAGCCAUUCUGGGAGAUGAAUCUGCGAAUUCAGUGUGU
This is a messenger RNA of Gryllus bimaculatus (two-spotted cricket), 285 nucleotides long. The record is from the annotation of a GenBank genome assembly. Lineage: Eukaryota; Metazoa; Arthropoda; Insecta; Orthoptera; Gryllidae.